AUGUUCUACACACAUGUGCUUAUGAGUAAGCGAGGGCCAUUGGCCAAAAUCUGGCUUGCUGCUCACUGGGAGAAGAAACUCACAAAGGCUCAUGUAUUUGAAUGUAAUCUAGAGAUAACCAUUGAAAAAAUUCUUUCACCUAAGGUGAAAAUUGCACUUCGAACUUCAGGACACCUUCUUUUGGGAGUUGUGCGAAUCUAUAAUAGGAAGGCAAAAUAUCUUUUGGCAGAUUGCAGUGAAGCAUUGCUUAAAAUGAAGAUGACAUUUCGCCCAGGACUGGUUGACCUUCCAAAAGAGAAUUUUGAAGCUGCUUACAAUGCUAUUACACUGCCAGAAGAAUUUCAUGAUUUUGACAUCCAGAAUCUGAAUGCUAUUGAUGUUUCAGAACACUUUGCUCAGAACCAAAGCAGACCAGAGGAAAUCACACUUAGAGAAGAUUAUGGUAAUGACCUACUUUUCCAAGCUGGAAGCUUUGGGGAAGAAUCUGAAAUUCUCAGAAGACAUAGCUUCUUUGAUGACAACAUAUUGCUGAAUUCCAGUGGUCCUCUAGUUGAACAUAGUUCUGGAAGCCUUGCUGGAGAAAAGUCUCUAUUCUAUGACAGUGGAGAUGGAUUUGGAGAUGAAGGGGCUGCAGGAGAGAUGAUUGACAAUCUACUGCAAGAUGAUCAGAAUAUCCUGUUAGAAGACAUGCAUUUGAGCAGAGAAAUUUCUCUGCCUCCUGAGCCUCCUGAUACUAUAGUGGUGGAACCAGAUAAUCCAGAGUAUAUAUGUCUACCUGAAAAUGGAAAAAUGGAUGACACAUUAUCAAAUGAAGAACAAGGAUUUACCCUUGACCCAAUUGAUGCUUCAGACAUUGCUGAGAAGAGAAAAGGCAAAAAGAGAAAAUUGCUCAUAGAUCCAAUCAAGGAGAUCAGUAGCAAAAUUAUGCAUAAACAGCUUACUUCCUUUACGGACACACUCAUGGUUUUGGAACUUGCACCUCCUACCCAAAGACUGAUGAUGUGGAAGAAGAAGGGAGGAGUGGACACACUUCUGUCAACUGCUGCCCAGGAUUUGACUCAUGCUGAACUGAAAAUGUUGUUUACAAAAUGCUUUCUGUCCUCUGGCUUUAAACUUGGAAGAAAAUUGAUACAGAAGGAAUCAGUAAGGGAAGAAGUGGAAAGCAAAAACAUAAUAGAGACCUCUGUGAUGAAAGAACUAAAUUCCCACCAAGACUUAAAUCAAUCCAAAAUGUGGAAGGAUGUGAUUGAUGGAUCUAACUGUAGCUCUCAUGAGGAUAUCAAUAAAAAUACUAGUUCUGAGCAGGAUAUUGUUGAAAUGGUAUCUUUAGCUGCUGAGGAAUCCUCUUUAAUGAAUGCCAUCUUAGCACAAGAAAAUGAGACUUGUACAGUGGCGUUGGAGUCAUCAGAGAAUGAACAUAAUACUGAGACAGAGAGAUGGAGUCGAAGAAUUCUUCAGAUCUUAAAUAGUUUGAGGGAAUCCAACAAGAUGGGAAUGCAGUACUUUAGUCUGAUGAAACUCUGCAGAAAUAGUGACCGAAAACAAGCUGCUGCCAAAUUUUAUAGCUUUCUUGUCCUAAAAAAACAGCAGGCUAUUGAGCUGAGCCAGAGUACUCCCUAUGCAGAUAUUAUAGCUACAGUGGGACCAAUGUUCCAUAAAAUGUGA
Molecule: messenger RNA, 1665 nt
Organism: Neogale vison (American mink)
Lineage: Eukaryota; Metazoa; Chordata; Mammalia; Carnivora; Mustelidae
Gene: RAD21L1
Product: RAD21 cohesin complex component like 1
Exons: 13
Coding region: 1-1665 (554 amino acids)
Biological process (GO): mitotic sister chromatid cohesion; replication-born double-strand break repair via sister chromatid exchange; synaptonemal complex assembly
Cellular component (GO): synaptonemal complex; cohesin complex
Molecular function (GO): protein binding; chromatin binding
Source: RefSeq, a predicted model, not a curated record